AUGUCACCUUCAGUGGUUUGCGUACUGCACUCGGCCAAUGAGUGCUACGCAGAGUCACUUGUAGGGAACGCUUUGCAGUGUCUGCACGCCAUUCAGCGCAGCGUGCGGGUCACCGCGCCAGAUUUCAUCCCGUCUAUCGCGGUUUUCUUUGCCGAUCCGCAGAACGGUGCGAGGUGCGUCUACUCAUCCGUUGUGCCGGACCGCAAUCACGCGCUGGAUGGCGUUGCGGCCACCUAUCCGCCGCUCGCUGAUGCCAAUGGAGUACCGUUCUCGCACGACAACGGCGCAGAGGCGAACCAAACGGAGAAACCAACCGCCUUUGUUCAGCUCUUUCGUCUUCGCUCUCCGCUCUUUCUCCAACAAACUGUAUUGCAGGCUGUACGAAAGCAAAACACCUCCGUCUCGACCUCUGCCAGCGUUGGCGCUUCCACCUCUGCGUCUCCCGCACCCACAGCGCGUGAUAGUGACAUUUGGGGCUCCUUGACCGGUGCCUUGCUUGCCUCCUUGUGCUACCUUCGUGCGCAUCCCAGCAGCGCCUUCACCAGCGUGGGGAUGGACGACAUGGACUCUGUCGCGGACGACGCCACCGAUGAUGCGGCGGGUGGUACACCCGAUGAAGGCGCACACCCUUCCCGCGGCACAAGCCGUAUUUUGAUCUUCAGCGAUGCGCGGGCGGGGGCGGCGCCUUCUUACAGCGCGGAGUGUGGACUUGCGAUGGCGGUGGUCACGGCGAGCAAGAUGGGCGUUGUGGUGUCGUGCUUCGGCGAUGCGGUGGCACAGACCGACUCGGCCGAAAACCGUCUCGUUGGACUCGCCUCCAGCUUGGGCGGCUUCUGCGCCGCACGCUUCACCCUUGCGGACCUUGGCCAGUUGCUAGAUGGCGAAAGCGGACUGACGGAGGGCAGCGGCGGGAGCAGCUCGCGGCGGAAACGCGACCGCAUCGCGUCGCAGUUUGUUGUGGGUCCCACCAUGUUGCCGUGCCACCCAUUGCCCACCUCGACGUUGGAGAACACCUCCCUCGACAUUCCAAUCGAAACAGAAAAGAAAGAGGCCGUAGCCGUUGAUGGGACCUCGUCACGCGAGCGUGCGUCGCACCUGGGCUGGCUGUGCCCUUCGUGCAUGGCGAUUAUACACCGCAGCCCCCGCGAGGUUCCCGAGUCUUCCUCCGGUGUGACCAAUCAACGCGCUGAGGACGGCAGCGGAGAACCGCAGUCGGCGGGGGUGAGGUGCCCCUAUUGCCACGCGGUUUGA
Molecule: messenger RNA, 1251 nt
Organism: Leptomonas pyrrhocoris
Lineage: Eukaryota; Euglenozoa; Kinetoplastea; Trypanosomatida; Trypanosomatidae
Exons: 1
Coding region: 1-1251 (416 amino acids)
Source: RefSeq, a predicted model, not a curated record